Molecule: messenger RNA, 4739 nt
Organism: Vitrella brassicaformis
Lineage: Eukaryota; Vitrellaceae
Source: the annotation of a GenBank genome assembly
CAGACCGUUUGUGCUUGAUUCGUCAACCAUCUGUCGGCUUCAAGUUUGCAGCCACAUUCCCCGGCUGCUUGCUUCACGGAUUGAUGUCUGCUGCUGCUGCUGCUGGAGAUGACGGCUGGCAGGUGAGGUGAAUAAAUGGGUGGCGUCGUCAUUGGCGUGAUUGUUUGUCAGCUCAUCGUUCACUCGUCUGUGUGUGUGUGCAAUGACAGGCCUCAUCUGCCGCUGCUGCAAGCGAUGAGGAUCAGCGACGCGCAGAGAGGGAGAGGGAACUCAGGCAGACCAUCGCAGACACGGUAGUCCAAAUGACUCAGACACGGCGAAUGAAGCGCUGACUCGCUCACUCAGUGUGUGUCUUUGCCUUUGUGCAGCCUGGUCUCGUCGACUGCAUCACGGCCUUUCUGCCGCUCCAUCUGCUCGGCCUGCUGUCCACCACGGCCUGGGAGCACGCAGCGCCCACACACACACACCUCACCAUCGACAGCACCAACAGGAACGAGCGGUCGGUGUGGCAGCGGGUCCCUCUCGCUCUCGUCACCCAAUGGGCUAAGAAAUUCACUCAGCUGACAGCAAUUACUCUCCGCUACCCCGUGGGUAACGUCGUGGGUAAGGCUCUGUGGCGCAUCGACGUCUUCAUUACGGUGAUUGAGUUGAAUACCACUACCCUGCGCACGAUCGCAUUUAUAGAAGGGGUGCGAUUGGUCAAGCGGGAGAUGAUGACCGUCGGCUCCCGACGGCAGCAGCGCCCUCUAAGACAGAUCGCGCCUCUCGUCCCGCCGCCAUCAUUGGACUCGCUCACGACCAUCACCGGGCUCCGCUUCCCUCAUCGCGCCCUGGCGAGCAGAGGCUGGCGGAUGCCAUCACUACAGUGCGUCGAGCAGCAGGGGUGGAGGGCGGAUGAGCUGGGCAGCUUCAUCAGCUCGUCACGGUCGCUGCAGCACGUUGGCGGGAGGCUGUGGGGUGACGGUGAGCGGUGGGCCAGUGUGUUUGAGCUCAUGCCUGAGGCAGCUGCUGGACGGAGAGGGCCACUUGCACGCCUGCAAAGCAUCGGUAGAAUCGAGCUGCGCGGCAAUUUUGACCGCGUCUUCCACUAUGCCUGUACAACGGUCGACACACUGCAUGUAAUUCAGCAGAAAUGGCUGACCAAGUUUGGCUGUGAUCACAGCAUAUGUGUGUGCUGUUCGUGUGUGGUGCAGGCUGUGCUCACAUCGCGUGGCUGCACUGAAUCGCUGACUCAGCUGGUGCUGUUGAUGAGCACUCGAGGAGAACAUCCUAUCAGGAUAGACAGUCGUAUUCUUCCCCUCUUGCACUCCAUCGAGUCGCUGCAUAACUCGUGCUGCCUACCCAACGCCGAGAUCGUCUUCGAGGCGUCUUCGAGGCGUCUUCAAGGCCCUACUUUCGACCUGUCGUUCCUCCAUGCGGACACAUUCCCUUCUCACCCCUCCCUCCCGCUCAAGAUGGCCAUCCAGGCGGCUGCACGGAAGGCGACACAGCUCGAGUAUUUCAUCAGCCAGCAUGACCUCAGCCACCCCAGCCAGGCGGCCAUCGACAUCGCCAACACACUCACAUUCGACAACGUGGAGCGCGUGUGGGUCAAGGACGCCAAUGGCUUCGUCCCCCCUCCCGGAACCCCCCCGCCCCGCCAUCAUCGACCACCUGCCACGGUUCCCAAGAGCCAGAGAGCUGCAUGUCGAGAGUGGUCUUGGUGGUGCGGCAGGUCGGCUGCUGGCAGAGAAGAUGCCGAGCAAGGUGGAGUUCGUUGACUUCGGGGCCGAACGUACUCGCUGGUUCAGGACGAGUUGGUUCAGGACGACUGUGAGUCCACUGGAUAUAAGGAGCGUGCUGGAGGGGCUGGGGGCGGGAAGGGAGGUGAGCAAAGUCAACGUCGGCGGUGUACGGUGGUGGCAGGAUGUCGGUGCGGUCAGUCUCGCUCAGAAUCCCUUUGACGGCUGGUCAUCGGAUAAGUUCCCAUCGAUUCACAACCUGGUCAUGAGGCUGUCAGGUACGCAAUGCAUUCCUAUCGACAAUUCUGGCUGGUCCGUCUUAUGUGUGCAUUUCUGUUGUCUGUGAGCUAUUCCUCAGUUCCCGGCAAUCUGGAGAGCACUUCUGCUGCUGAGCUGAUCCGCGACGGCAUCUCGUCGGUUGUGGAUGGCGUGCGGGGCCUGAAGCGUUUGGGGCUGACGGUGUGCGGUGGCAAAGGCGUUCAGGAGUGGCUCUUAUAUGUGACCAUUGCGUCAACGGACAGUGCGCUGGACAUCUACAGUGCUCUUGGCGUUAGUACGGCUCGGCUGCUGGCAGAGAAGAUGCCGAGGAAGAUCAAGGAGGUGUGCUUCGAGACAACAGUGAGUCCAGAAGGCAGAAGGAGCGUGUUCGAGGUACUCGGGGUGGAGAGCGAAGUGGACACUGUCGAGGUCGGUAGAGGAUGGCGGGGUGAGGUCAGUCUUACUGACGGCCCCUUUGACGGCUGGUCAUCGAAUAAGUUCCCAUCGAUUCACAACCUGGUCAUGCAUCUGUCAGGUACGCAAUGCAUUGCAAUGGACAAUUCUGGCUGGUCCGAGUCUGGUCCGUCUUUUGUGAGUGUUGUCGCCGUGUGUGUCGCCACUCAGUGCCCGACGAGUUGGACCCCUCUGCUGCUGCCGAGCGCAUCCGCGACGGCAUCUCGUCUAUCGUGGAUGGCGUGCGGGGCCUGAAGCGUUUGAGGCUGACGGUGCGUGGUGGCAAAGGCGUUCACAAGCUGCUCUUAUCUGUUACCAUUGCAUCAACGGACAGUGAACUGCACAUCUACAGUCCUCUUGGCGUUGGUACGGCCCAGAUGCUGGCAGAGAAGAUGCCCGGCAAGGUCAAAGAGGUAAAGUUCGAGACAUCAGUGAGUCCACAAGAUAGGAGGAGCGUCCUGAAAGGCCUGGGCGUGGAGAGGGAGGUGACCAAUGUCACUGUCGGUGACUGGUUGGGGCAAGUCAGUCUCGCUGAUGGCCUCUUUGACGGCUGGGAUAGUUUCCCAUCAAUCGACAACAUAUGCAUGUGGUUGUCAGGUAUGCACCGGAAUCGAGGAUUCUGGCUGGCCCAUCUUGAGUGUGCACUGCUGCCGUGUGUGUGUGGUGUCACGCAGUGCCCAAGAGCUUGGACCCCUCUGCUGCUGCCGAGCGCAUUCGCGACGGCAUCUCAUCCAUUGUGGAUGGCGUGCGGGGCCUCCGGCUUUUGACGCUUGAUGUUGAUAUGUGGGGCAGUGAAGCCACUCGCGCUGCUGUUGAGCAGCUGCUACCCGACACACAAGUCGGCACCAACUGCAUCAUCACAACACAUUGGGACAGGCUCAAGGAGGAUCGCAUCGUGAUUACGUGUCGCUCUAGAGGGUGGGUGGGAGGAGAGAGAGAGCAAUGUAUGCAUCACCCUCAUACUGUGUAUGUGUGUAUGUCGUCAGCCUGAGGCUGUCUGUCGAGCGCACAUAGGAAGACACCACCGUACGUAGCUUUGCCGCCGACCCUUGUUUGGUGUCCGGCUGGCUGUAUGGACGGACGGAUGAGUGGAUGGAUGUUCUCCCCUGUGUGUGUGCCGGCUGAUGCGGCCUGUCCAUCCCACACACACCACAAGACACAAUACACUAACACACUCGCGUUGUGGGCUAAUAGACACAUUGUGUGAGGGCAGAGAAGCGGUCUCUCGACUGCCGUCGCUUUCUGUGUGCGUGGGAGGGGGUGCAUUAUUUGUUAGUGGUAUGCACACACGGAUGAUAUGAGGCAUCCAAAGUGAAUGCCUCCAUUCAGAUUUGUAUUUUUGUGUGUGUCUGUGUAAGGUGUGUCGAAUGAAUGAUGGACACGCGGACGCGUUUAUCUAUCGACCAGCUGACUUCCGUCCGUACAGCUGUGCAUGUCUGUCUGUGUGUGUCUAUUCUAUCUAUGCGAAGCUGUGCAGACCCACCGACCCACUCAUUUGCGUCAGUCAUCCAGCCAUUCAUCUCAUCUCGCGUACCGAACCAGUCUAUCUCCGACACAUACUCACCGAGAGAAGCGUCCAUUCCAUACACGGACACACACACAUACUUACAGCCAGCAGGUGGGCGGGGGAGGGGUACGUGAGUCGGGCUGCAUAGAGGUGCAGCUGUGCACCUCCACACCAACACAGAGAAUCGCCAUUAAUACGUACACGUGCAAUGUCUGUCCAUCCAAAACCGACAAACGAACCAACAAUCGAAAUGAACCUCUCCACUGUCCCUCCAUCCAUCCAUCCCUCCCUCCCUCCCUCGUGUGUCUGUCCGUCUGCUGGUUGGCCUGGCUCCACCGGGCGUGUGCCCUUGAUGACCCCACGCAUCUUGGGCCGACAGACAGGCCCACAGGUAGACAGAGAUGGUCGGCCGACCUUCCACAUCGACGUUGCUGACUGAUAGAUCCUCGAUCUCCACAGCGCUCCGGCUCGUGAUCCUUUCACUCCCUCGUGACACUGCGAGCUAUUAGUCGACCCGACUGGCGAGGGGAAACAAGCGAAAACAGCGCAAGAUGGAGCGUGAGAGGCGGCCUUAUCUAUCGCUCUGCCCAUACUGGCGAUUAUAGCGUGGCGUCGAUGAGUCAUUCCAUCCUUUGAUCUCGAAGACGCGUCGCCCCGUCACAGGCUGGGACGCUGGCUAAAGAGGCGCACUUGGAUGCAGGCAACGUAGCAUGCAGCAACCUUUGCUGCGGUUUACACAUUGUGAUGGAUGUCACGCUCAUAGAUAUCUUACAUAUGUUGUGUAUAUCGCAGCCAGCGGU